Messenger RNA from Haliotis rufescens (red abalone), 1659 nucleotides. RefSeq names its product protein PBDC1-like. The transcript has 6 exons. Gene Ontology annotation, cellular component: cytoplasm. NCBI's taxonomy places the organism in Eukaryota, Metazoa, Mollusca, Gastropoda, Lepetellida, Haliotidae. Bases 113 to 625 code for a protein of 170 amino acids. The record is from RefSeq and is a predicted model, not a curated record.
GGAUAACUGAUACCUCACUUCCGGGUUUGAAAACGUGCGAGCUGUUUUCUACGUUUCGUGAUUACGAUCCACCACUGAAUACUAAGGAGGGACGGAACAGAAAAUAGACAACAUGUCUGGUUUAUCAGAGCUGGGUGUUGGAGGAAUGCAGUCGGCUGCCGCGGCUCUUAACUCAAAGGCUGAGGACUAUGUCAACCAGCCGGAUGUGGAGCUGCAGUGGGCAGUGAAGGCGUAUGCUCAUGCUGAAACCUACUUUAAUCUGAUCACCUCGGUGGACCCGUCUAUCCUGAAGCUCACUCGGGAAGAUGACGACAUUUACACAAAGUUCAGACAAGAAUUCCCUGAUUUUAAGGUGGAUGUUUUGGCUGAGGACGAACUUAAAUCAGUAAAGGCAAAAGAGAAAUGGCGUCCAUUCUGUGAGUCCUUCAAAGGCCAGACCGAGGACUACAACUACGGCACCCUGGUACGCCUUGACAGUGCCAAGGAUUACUCCGAGGAAAACUCAAUCUUAGGGUUACGGAUACAGUUCCUUGCUAUUGAAAUCUCUCGUAAUCGUGAGGGACACAAUGCACAGUUGCGUUUCACAUACAGCAAGAAGAAAGCAGAGCAGAAGGCGGAGUCAUAGCAGUGGCCAUGUUGGAUUAAGACAUCUUCAAAACAUUUCUUAUCAUAUCUGUUUUUGGCCAUCAAACUGUGAAUCACACCAGCCAUACAGUGGUCAAACUGUUAGCCACGUGCAGAUGAUUAAUUCUCUUAUCAUCAGACUCUUUCCAACACUGAAAAGAUGUAUAUACAGUGUUCUAACCAGUCACACAACGCAGGCCGUAAUUCAGUGUUGGAAGAAGCUUCCUGUUUGACAUCUCCUGGCCAGGAAUGUCAUGUUUUCUGCUGUCUGACUUAUUUAAUGUUUCAAACUCCAAGCUCUGCUUAGACAUCAAGGCAUUCAAACAUAAUGACGUACAAUGUAUCAUGUAUUUUUUCUGUUUUAGAAGAGAGACCAAUAUGAUUGAGACAUCAUUGUUGGUUAGCACCCACGCCCCCCCCAAAUAUUUUAACAACAAUAUGGGUUUCCUUUUUCUGGCAGGUCAAUCCAAUAAUAGGGAAGGUUGUUUUUGUUUUGUUUUAUUUUUUUAUUUUUUGUUAAUUUUUACAAACAAUAAUUUGUAGAUUGUCAUUGAAAGCCUGCCUUCUUGACUAACAUAACAGUCUAUGAAAUCUUUUGUUACAUAAUACAUUUCUCUCCACUUCAAUUAAAACAAAUAAUUUUCCUGAUGCUGAUUUCAUAGGGCUGGCUAGAGCCGGCUAGACUUGCUUUUGUAUAUAUACCUAGUUUGGUUUUAUUUUCAUAAAAUAGAUAUAUACCAGUCAUGGUGCAGGACUACCUGCCUUCAAAGGACAGCCGAUACUGACUAGUGCAACACAUUCAUGUUAGUGGCAUAAAAUACAAGAUAGUGAGAACUUGAGAAAUACAAGAAAGAAGGUUGUGUGUCAGGCUCCAGAUUACAGUCAGUCAGGAACCCGGACACACAUUUGGGGGGCUUAGUGAGGUGAGGUGAGGUGAAAUUGGGUUUAACGUCGCAUCCAAGAUUAUUGCACUUAUAUAGUGACGUGCAUGCACGUGUGUGGGUAUGGCUGCUUGAACUAGUCCGGACUGAUGCC